CAACCGCCACCAACAAUAAACUACAAAGAAGAAGAAGAAGAAAUCCCCAACGCGUCGGACGCCAACUGUUUCCGGUGACAAAAAAACGUCUUGUGAUUCUUUCAGUGAAACAAACAAGAGGAUUGAACCGUCGUUAACCGGACGAAGAUACACAUGAGCCUGAGCUAGAACAACAGACUUCCCUCACAACUUAACACCACGUCCACCAUGACGGCUGCUGUGAGAGGCUUGGCCAGAGUGCCUGUUCGAGGGGCCGGUGAUGGCAUGGAAACUGAAAAACCGCAGGCCGUCUUGGAGGUUAAGACGGACACACUGCCUCCAGGUCCAGCUGCAGUCCCCCUCCUCAAAGUGGCAAGCCCCAAACACAGUCCUAAAUCCAGUCACCCUGCUCCCCCUGUUGCACCGCAGCCGCUUGGCGUGCUCCACCUUGGCAAGGUGAGCCGAGAGGCCUGCACAGAGGUGGAGGCAGUAAGGAUCAUGGUCCCUCGCUCUGCUAUUAUCCGGACUACCCGAACAGGACCAGCUGAGGGGAAAGGAGAGGCCGGGCAACAGAAUGAGGAGCAGGGCUCCCCGUCGCUGCCUCUGUUCGAGGACUGGAGAGUUCAGCUGGAGAAGCUGCAGAACUCUGAACGCAGGCUGCUGCAGGAUAAAGAGGGUCUCUCCAAUCAGCUCCGAGUGCAGACUGAGGUGAACCGCGAACUGAAGAAGCUGCUUGUGGCGUCAGUGGGUGAUGACCUUCAGUACCACUUUGAGCGGAUGUCUCGGGAGAAGAACCAGCUGAUCCUGGAGAACGAGGCUCUGGGUCGCUGUCUGUCGCACACUGCCGAGCAGCUGGAGCGGAUGAGUAUCCAGUGUGACGUUUGGAGGAGCAAGUUCCUGGCCAGCAGAGUCAUGGCCGAGGAGCUGACGAAUGCCAGAGCAGCUCUGCAGAGACAGACCAGAGAGGCACAAGGAGCCAUCCAGGACCUGCUGUUAGAGAGAGACGAGUUCUCUAGAGACAUGGUGCUCACUCACAGAUCCCUGGAGCAGCUGCUGGUGUCUCUGCAGUGGGGCAGACAGCAGACGUACUACCCAAGUGCACAGCCUCACAGCACAGGAGAGCUUGCUGUCGCCAAUUACAAGCUGGCAGAUGCCAUCAACUCCCACCUGCUGGGUAACACCAGCAGCAGCAGCAGUUUAGUGAAGAGCAGCAGCACACCAGCUGAGCAGCUCUGCAGCACACCAGCUGAGAAGAUGGCUGAGAAGGUGCUGAAGAUUUUAGAUCCAAUUUCCUGCUCAGACAACAAGACAGAUCCUCCGCUCAUCGACUCCCCCGCCUCAAACUUCCUCAGCAACAAGAAGAGCAUCGGCCGGUUUCACCCCUACACCCGCUACGAAAACAUUACCUUCAACUGCUGCGAGCGCUGCUCUGGAGACAUCCUGGUGCUGUGAGGUCAGAUAAUCUGACACGGUGAAGCAUCAAAGCGCAUUAUGAAUGACUGAUGACCGAGCAGUAGAGCAGCCUGGAGGAUAACGCUGCUUUAUUUAAUCUGACUUCUCAAGUGAACAUCAUGUUACCUGCACAAGAAGACUUUUUCAUGCAGCAGACCUGAUUAUUGCAUUUCUACAUUUUUGAAGAAUGGGUUUUAAAUUUUUUUGUCAAGCUGUUUUUUUUCUCAUGAACUUUGAAAAACAAAGGAGCGACCCGUUCAUGAAUUCUGAUGCGAAAGUGAUGAAAUGCAUUUCAGGGACACUACAGCCUGGUCGUAACCAUGUACGGUGCUAUUUAUUGCCUGGGUGUGGUCAGGGAGAGUUAAAGUUGCUGAGCUGACACUGUGAGUGUGUUUGCUUAUUCAAACUUGAAUAUUGGGAUAGGGUUCUCAAAGUUUACUGAAGCAAUCUUGUAGUAAAUAUGUGAAAACAGAACAAACAGGCCCGAAAGAGUAAAGUUGAAACCUGAGGCAAAAAAGAGAUAAGCUGUUUGCACAUGUGCACAAUGAGUGUAAAAUAAACACUAGAGACGACGCCUCCUCCUAAGCUGGAAUGACUCCAACAACUGUGUUUUAAAACAUUGUAUUAAUAUAUUUGGUUUAUCGCUGCACUGACAGAUUCAGAUCUGAUUUUCUUUUGGUGGUGCAAUGUUAUUAUAGAGCAACACUGUUCAAGGACAGCUCUGAUUAAUACACACACAUAUAUAAACUGUACAUGUCCUGUUAUUUACAAAAGAUUGAACUUUUUUGAUGUUGAAAGAAAAAUAAAACAUUUUUCGAACAUUUUUAAAAAAACAUUUAAAAUUGAGAUUUUUAAAAAUCUGAUUAUAGUCAUCCUGUGAUUUAAAAUUUUGAAAAUAUUUCCUUUUUUUUUUGCUCUUUCCUCUGAUUAAAUUAUAACUCACAUGCCUCUUUGCAUUUCUCUAAAAUCAAGCCGUAUAAUAUUUUGGUUUGUUUCAGCGGCAUGGAAAUGUUGUGACGAUGAUUUUUUUCAUGACAGACCAAAAUAAAGACCAAAACAGUUUCUGCCUUUUUAAAA
Molecule: messenger RNA, 2508 nt
Organism: Notolabrus celidotus (New Zealand spotty)
Lineage: Eukaryota; Metazoa; Chordata; Actinopteri; Labriformes; Labridae
Gene: blzf1
Product: basic leucine zipper nuclear factor 1
Exons: 7
Coding region: 208-1431 (407 amino acids)
Biological process (GO): Golgi organization; Golgi to plasma membrane protein transport
Cellular component (GO): Golgi membrane
Source: RefSeq, a predicted model, not a curated record